This is a messenger RNA of Vidua chalybeata, 1375 nucleotides long. RefSeq lists its product as uncharacterized. The coding region runs from base 234 to 1310 and encodes 358 amino acids. The transcript is spliced from 2 exons. NCBI's taxonomy places the organism in Eukaryota, Metazoa, Chordata, Aves, Passeriformes, Viduidae. The record is from RefSeq and is a predicted model, not a curated record.
GCUAGUCAGGCCUGAACUCCUCCCGAGCGUGACUGCGAGGUGUGGAGGGUCGGGCCAGGUUUCUCUCGUGCUGAGUGGUGCCUGUUCUUGGCAGGUCCCAGUGCUGGUCCCAGAGCAACCAGCAGGGUUUCCUCAGCUCUGCCUGGCUGGGGCAGAGCGUACUUGCAGCACUGAGCGGAACCAUCCCCCGGUUGGACGUGGGCAUGUGACAGGGCUUUAGGGAGCGGCCAAGUAUGGCCACAGACACAGAUGGCAACUGUGCCAUCUGCCAGGACACCUGGGAUGAUGUGGCUUCUACUCUGCCCUGUGGCCACCAGUUCUGCCGGGGCUGCAUUCUGCGAUGGGCACACACAAAUCCAUCAUGCCCACUGUGCAGAGGAGCAAUAGAGACUGUCAGGUUUUCUGAUGAUGCCGGUGACUCUCUAGAGAUUGUCAUCACAGCCCCUGAGCAGCUGCCAGCAGCCACGAGCUCAUCAGAACGAGCUCCCGGCAGCCAGGAUGAGAACAGCCCCCAUGGCCCUGUGCCAGCCUAUCCCUCUUCUCCUCAGAACACACCAGCCAGAGCUGUCGGUGGUGUCCUGCCCGAGGUCUGGGCACAGCUUUUCCGCCGCCGCCGGGAACUUCUGGAGCCUGUGCGGACUUGGCUGAGCCAGAGGAUGGAGGCCAUCCAAAGGGAGCAGUGGUGGAUGGCAAGGAGCACACAGAGUGCCAUCCUGUAUGCUCUCUGUGUGUAUGGGCCAGACCAGGAGGUCAUGAUCCAGAGUUUACAGGGUGUCCUGGAGGAACACACAGUGCCACUGGUCCAGGGCACCAUCGACAUCAUUGUGAGACACUGCAGCUCAGGGGCUCAGAGGCUGCUGCGCUCCCACACUGCUGCAGAUGAGGAUGACAGCCCAGCAGCCAGCAGCAGCUCCAGCACAUCCAUUUCAAUCUUCUCCAGCUUCUCCAGCCCAAACAACCCCAACUCCUCCAGCCCCAACAACCCCAGCUCCCCCAGCUCCAAUAGCCCCAGCUCCAGCUCUUGGAUGUGGACUCCAGCCAGCAGCCCUGAAGUCCCCACAGAGGAAGAAGAGGAAGCUGCCACAACGGAGGCCACCCCCAGCAGGGAUCAAAGCCACCCCCCAGCUGUGGUGGUGUCCCCAGAGCAGGACCAGCCCCAGGAUGAGGCAGGUCCCUCUGUCCAGAGCACCAGCCUCAGACCCUGUGGUCCCACCCAAGGCAGGCGCUGCUUGCCUGGGCAGCCCCGGCAGUCUCUAAAGAGAAAGGCCUCGGACUCUCCACACCUGUGCAAGAGAUCCCCCCGCCAGUAGAACUAGCAAGGCUCCUUCAACCCCUUAUUUAAGAAAAAAUAAAGAAAUUGUUGUUAUUUCCCCCA